Coccidioides posadasii C735 delta SOWgp is the source of this 2057-nucleotide messenger RNA. RefSeq lists its product as uncharacterized. The record is from RefSeq and is a predicted model, not a curated record. Lineage: Eukaryota; Fungi; Ascomycota; Eurotiomycetes; Onygenales; Onygenaceae.
AUAUUUUCCAAAGGCUUAGCUAUCUCGCCCUCAUUAUCUCCUCUUCUCCCCCUACAUUUCAUGUUUACGCGUGUGCUCACACCGCGUCCAUCCUCGAAACCGGUCUUGCGAGCAUGGAACCAAAUGGAGCACCCCAUUCUGCCACGAAAGAUCCCCGUCGCAAACCACAAGAUCCAGUCCAAUUGUUCCUUGAUUAUGCCACGGAAAUUUCAGUAUUUGGGCGAGAGAUGGGGAAACGAGAACGUUUAACACAGAAAGUCCGUCAGCAGGAGGCUAUGUUGAAUCGAGCUGCCGACCGUCAGUUCCAAUAUCCCUCGUAUCUUUCACGGGGCAAGGCAAUGCAGAAAGAGCAGAUGGACCGUCUAAACAAGAUUGACCAGCAGCUUGAUCUACACAAGAAGAAACAAGCUGAUCUUUCCGAGGUUUUUAGCCACCUCAUGGCUAGAAAUGACACUUUUCAGCAAUUAAAGCUUGACGUCAGCUCCUGUUCCAAUUCUAUCGAAUCAGCUACGCGAGGACUAAAACAAGUAGAGGACAUAAGAGAGCGGUUAAAUAAGCUCGAACAAAAGUUCCACUCCAAGGUGGAAAAAGAGCUCUCAAGUCUGAGAUUGCUCCGUUCGCACUGCCAGAGUAUAGUAGACAGAAACCGGAACAGGGAAAAGUGGAAUUUGACUAGAUGUGACCUUCUCGAGCAAAGGCUUUCCGAUAUCGAAAAUAAAUCUGCAUCAAAUACUAUACAAUCGGAGGUUCAGAGCUUGUCAAGGCGCCUUGACGAAACCGAAGAGUUAUCCGCUGCGCAACACCAGCUUCUUGAAGGCCGAGUCACUGCGAUCGAGAACCAAAAAGGGCCAAACCUCAACACGCUGAGAGCUGACAUGGAAAACUUGUUCAGCCAACUCGAGAAGCUACGAGAACUUCAGGACCAGAAAGACAAAGAAAUCGACAACGAAUUGCAAAGGCUGGAAUUGGGGCGCAGCAGCUCCAUCGAAAAACUCCAUAGUGACUAUGCUAUGGUAAAAGACCAACUCGGGGAGCACUUGAGGACGCAGGAUAUAAAUAAUGCAGCACACGAAGCAAGGAUCAUGGCCCUUGAGAAAAGGGACAAUGCUGAUGUUGCGCAAAUGCAUGAUGCACUAAAGUAUCACUCUGAGCGAUUGGCCGGCCAUAAUGUGGCAAUAACAUCACUUGAAAGCCGAUAUAACAAGCUAUCAAGUGAACCCCUUGUGCGACAGAUGGUCGCCUCCAUGCAAGAAAUGUAUCCUUAUGCAAGCACGGCCCAGAAAGAGAUCGAAGAAUUGAGAAAGGGUCUUAAUGAUCAAGCCGAGAUGUUGAAUUCUAUAUCAGCUCGAUUAGAAGCAGUACAGGCUAAUCAGGCAGGCGAGAAGACCGAAAGGCUUUCUAUGAUCAAAGAUAUGAACUCAGAACGGGCUCGGAUAAAUGACUCUAUUAAGGGCGCUAUUAAUAGAUUAGAUGAGGUGGAGAGGGUAACCGCGGAAAAGCUGGCAAAGGUCAUAUUUGAUUCUAGGGAGUUGACCAAAGUCUGUGAAAAGCCGGAGAGAGCUGCAUCCCCGAGUGUAUCGCUGGGUGCAAAUCCUCCCGAUACGAGCAGUAACAGGGAAGAAAUAUACGUCCGGACUGGACGUGCUCCUUCGCGGCCCUCUUCACAGCCGUCCUCAAGGCCAUCUUCAAAUCCCCCAUUGAAUAUCAGCACGAAUAUGCCCCACAGGCCUCCUUCGCCUCACGAAGAAGAGCUGCGCAUCCGAUCGGGUCCGAGUCCUCCUCCUUUGGCAAGCCGAGCUAGCUUUUCUCGAGAUGACUCACCUCGUGAUAGCCACAGAGAGGACUUCCGAACCGCGUCCGAUUUCAGUCCCCCCCGAGCCCCCAUGAGUAUGAGAACAACUGGUCCUCCGCCAAAUAGCGAUUUGCAUCGUCGAGUUUCAUUUCCAUCCCGUCCACCUCCAGAACCCUACCUCGAGCGCGGGGAUUCAUAUAGACCGGGGUCACUUCCAAAAAAAAGACGCAGGGGAAAUGGUUACGAUGAUUUGGAUAGCAAUUAA